Messenger RNA from Drosophila innubila, 2016 nucleotides. RefSeq lists its product as uncharacterized. NCBI's taxonomy places the organism in Eukaryota, Metazoa, Arthropoda, Insecta, Diptera, Drosophilidae. Bases 83 to 1714 code for a protein of 543 amino acids. The transcript is spliced from 8 exons. Gene Ontology annotation, biological process: spermatogenesis. The record is from RefSeq and is a predicted model, not a curated record.
UGGUACAAGCGCAGCCAACUUCAAGCAAGCGCAAAUAUUCUAGUGCGCGUAAAAUUCCAAACGAUAUUUAAAAUCGUAAAAAAUGGAAGAGAACGGCAUGCUUAGUUAUGUUAAGGAAGUUAUACACGCAUUAGUGAACUCGACCCCACAGCGUAUGACUGUGGAGGGGUUGAAACGCGACUAUUUAGGCGCCGAAGGCUCUGCUGUGCCUUAUAAUAAGUUUGGCUUUAAGACUGUUGAAAGCUUUUUGCAUUCCAUUUCAGACACUGUAGAGGUAAUAGGAUGUGGUCCCAUGGCAGAAGUGGUGGCAAAACAGCGCGCAAAGUCGGCACAUAUUCAAAAGCUGGUAAAAAGCCAAAAGAAGCCAAGUGCCAACGCUCGGAGCCGAAAGAGGCAAAAGUCGAGAUUCGUUUAUCCCUCAGAACGAUCUGAUCUCGUAUUUAUUAAUGAGCAUCACAAUUCAAGCAGACGAUUCAAUAAUAACGACAACAAUUAUAGCUAUGCUAAUCGAAAGCCUCAGCAGUAUUCUGGAAAUCGCUUACCAUCCAGAAAUAACUAUUAUGGCCAAUACUCUAGGCAGGAAUACCGACCAACUGCCUACUCCCAGCAGCGUAUGAUAGAGACGACAAAUUCCAAUUCAGUGGAAACUUCGAUCGCUAAUCUUAAAAUUGCCAAUGUCGAUGAAGAUUCAUCUUCAUCCUCGGACGGUUUCAAAAUCUACCUGCCCGAUAGAGCUACUCUGAGCAAACCAAUUGAAAUCAAGUCAAAUUCACCAAUUCACUUGGAUAAUAACGCAAAUCCCACAUCAAAGAAAUCAACUGUGGAUUCACCCAUAGAUUAUGUGUCUUCUGAAGAUAGCUGUGAUGAGCAAGCCUUUCCCACCUAUGCUGUGGAAGAACGAGUCGACUUGGUCACUAAAAAGCCUCCAAUAGUACCGCAAGCUAAAAACCCCAUGAUGGAACCUCUUAAUGGUUAUCUGUCCUCAGAUGCUGGCAGCGAUUCGGAAGCCAUACCAGCAUACGCUGUGGACCAUCGUGUUAUAGGUAUGGCUUAUCCCAAGGAUGCUGUGCGCUUUGAUCAAGUUUUGCCCGACAAUAAGAUUCACAAGAAGAUGAAGCUUGAUAGUCGCCUCGCUGUACAACUUGUGACGGUAGCAAGUCCUCAUAGUUUCUACUUUUGGACUCUCGACGAUGACUUUGUUGAAUACAAGGCCAUGUCAUCCAACAUGCAGAGCUAUUACGACAACAUUGACCAUAAAAAAUACACUAUUCCAAUGGUCCUCAUAAUGUCCGGACAUUUGGCUGCCUGUACGAACAUGAACAUGAAUUGGCAGCGAGUCCGAGUCUUGGACAUUAAAACGGGCAGCGCAAAGAAUAUUGAGGUGGAGUACGUAGACACGGGCGAGAGAAUGUGGGUGUGCCACGGUGACCUGAAGUAUCUGUCCACGGAGUUUGCCAAAUUGCCGGCCCAAUGCUGGUCCGGCCGACUGUCGUGCAUAAUGCCUAUGCAGGGCACACACUUUUCACUGGACGCCAGCAAUUAUUUUUACAAGCUCGUCUCGCAUCGCCGACUUUAUGCUAAAAUUGAGAAAAUCAACGAUACGAACAACACUGUACACAUGAUACUCGUUGAUCCCAAUGCCGUAACCUACUCAAAGAACAUUAAUAUAGAACUCGUCGAGUCUGGAUUGGUUCGUCGCAGUUAUAGCCCUUAGAAUCGGGUCAUAAAUAUAUCAGCUAAUUGGCUGCUAACUGAAUAACAUUUGGAAUUGUCUGUUAUUUUUUGUUAUGGUUUCAUUAAUUAAUUGGCUAUGCUAUUGAGUUAUUAUUAUGGAUGGCCAAGAUUAUUGUUUGUUUUGAUUUCAUUAAUUAAUUUUGUUACUAUAUAAGACAAUUGUGCUGUAAGCUUAAAUGAAACAAUUUAUAUUGUGUUAUGUUAAGGCAAACGCUGUCCUUCUGCAUUUCUUUUAUUAGUUUACGUAUAAUAAAAUACUAAGUUACAUAAUUCUUUAAACAA